AUGAAAUCCGUCUGCCUCGCUUUCCUGGUGGCCUGUUUGCUGAUAUCUGCUGUCCACGGUCAGUGGCACGGAUCGUACGGGCGUGGAGAUUGGGACGAUGACUAUUAUGGAGGAUAUGGACUGGGUGGCGGAUACUACGGGGGUGGAUUGAUAGGAGGCGGACGGUUUGAUAGAUGGGGUGGCGGUCUCGGAGGCGGCCUUCUCGAUACAAAGAGAUUCAAAAUGAAAUCCGUCUGUCUCGCUCUCCUGGUGGCCUGUGUGCUGAUCUCUGUUGUCCACGGUCAGUGGUACGGAUCCUACGGGAGUGGAGGAUGGGGAGGCGAAUAUUAUGGAGGAUAUGGACUGGGUGGCGGACUUAUUGGUGGCGGACGUUUUAACAGAUGGGGCGGCGGUGUCGGAGGUGGAUUUCUUGGUAUUGGACGUGGAGGCCUCAGACGAAGAUCGUAUUACUAG
This is a messenger RNA of Ostrea edulis (European flat oyster), 453 nucleotides long. RefSeq names its product acanthoscurrin-2-like. The transcript has 2 exons. The record is from RefSeq and is a predicted model, not a curated record. Bases 1 to 453 code for a protein of 150 amino acids. NCBI's taxonomy places the organism in Eukaryota, Metazoa, Mollusca, Bivalvia, Ostreida, Ostreidae.